CACUCGGAGCGUACGGAACAGUUACCGGCUUGGGCGAAAGCGGCGCACACAACUUCUCACGCACUUCAGCAAAUAUUCUACUUCUCCACUGUACGGGUACCUCAUUCCAUUCCGUUGUUCAGUGUUCGGUUCAGCACGGGUUGGUUCAAUUAAUUCAGUUUUAGCCUUCAGUAGGUACUGGUGGAUUUUUUCACACACUUCUCCUGUUAUACCGACAAAAUAGUGGCAAAGUGUUAAACACUAGCAAACUACCGUUACGUGUAUUGAACAACAGUAGAAAACGCAUCGUCAGCCUAACUGAACUAAACGAACUAAAAAAUCCAGCAAAAUGGCCGAAAAUUGUGGAAAGUGCAAAAAAUCGAUUAGCAAGGAGGGCAUCGUCAUUUGCAAUUCAGACGAUUGCAUGAAAAAGUUUCAUCGCACUUGCGUGAAUAUCGACGAUGCCAUCUACGAUGCGAUUCAGAAGAACCCUUUGAUUUCCUUCAAUUGUGAGGAAUGUAAAAAUCAAUCGCCCAAAGCGCUAGCCGCCAAGCUGCAGACGAUGGAGGAGAAACUGAAUAAAGUCUACAAUGGCGUGAAUCAGAUCUCGACACGUAUGUAUCAGCAAUAUUUCCAAUUCGGCAACGCGAACAAUGUGGACCCGAAGAAGCAAACCAAUAAUCUCAUCGUCGUUGGUAACAACUGUAAUUCGGAUCGUCUGCAAGUUGUCUGCGAUUAUGGGCGCUGGGUGCAGGUGGGCAAAUUCGCAACCUCCACUAGUGAGGAUGACAUUAUCGAGCAUUUGGCUGAGGAAUUAAAGAUCAAUAAGAAUCUAGUCAAGUGCACCAAAUUGGUGAAGAACGAUGCGAAUCUAUCGCAAUUGUCAUAUUGUAAAUUUAAGAUUUCCAUACCGGAUUAUCGUUUCAAUGAGCUAUUCAAUGAGAAUAUCUGGCCCAGUGGUGUUAUGGUUAGUCCAUUCACACCACGUUCGCAAUUGAAUCAGAAUCGUAUAUAAGGCAAAGCCAUUGAAGGGCGGGUG
This is a messenger RNA of Bactrocera latifrons, 1018 nucleotides long. RefSeq lists its product as uncharacterized. The record is from RefSeq and is a predicted model, not a curated record. Bases 329 to 994 code for a protein of 221 amino acids. The transcript has a single exon. Lineage: Eukaryota; Metazoa; Arthropoda; Insecta; Diptera; Tephritidae.